This is a messenger RNA of Capsaspora owczarzaki ATCC 30864, 3812 nucleotides long. Its product is annotated as serine/threonine protein kinase 15. NCBI's taxonomy places the organism in Eukaryota, Filasterea, Ministeriida, Capsasporidae. The record is from RefSeq and is a predicted model, not a curated record. Gene Ontology annotation, molecular function: ATP binding; protein serine/threonine kinase activity. The coding region runs from base 402 to 3665 and encodes 1087 amino acids. Gene Ontology annotation, biological process: peptidyl-serine phosphorylation; phosphorelay signal transduction system. The transcript has 3 exons.
UUUUUUUUUUUUUUUGCUUUUCAGCUGUCUUGUUUUUUGUUUUUCGGUCGACCAUUUUUCGAACAAGCAACGCACACUCAAGCAACAAAACAGCUCCAAUCGACACGACACGAACAUCCCCAACGCUCAACACUUUGCUUCAUCGACAGCAGCACACACACACACACAAAAAGCGACAACACACAAAAAACACACCAAAAGCGACGAAUCGCGAGUCGAGCAUCACAAGCGACUCUUUCUGUUCCACUUUCAGACGCAGACACACUCGCACAGAGACACACGCAACCUCAACGUGGUGCUUGUGUGGUGUUGACGUCCGACAAACGCGGGAAGGCGAGGCGAGACGAGACGAGACGAGACGAGAGCGACAGAAAGAGGAGUAGUAGUCAAAAAAACACACAAUGGAAGAGACUCGCUCGCGCGCUGGUCAGGCCAAGCAGCAAUGCGAGGCUGCGCUGGACGAGGCCAUCACGCAGCUGUCGACGGAGGUCGGCGAGGCACAGCUGGACGACCCCGACUUUAUGGUGGCACUGACCACGCUGAACGAGCUGUCGCAGCGGGUGCUGGAGACGACACUUGACGCCUACACGCCAGACCUUGUCAAGCAGGUCUCCACCGCCAUCCAGGACCUCAAGCGCUCGUGGAAGGCGUCCUGGGGCUUUGUCGACCGCAUCACGAACGUCAUGCUCAGCGUCAACCGGCUCACCCGCAUCGUCACCCAGCUCAUCGAGGCAAAAACUGCGCCGCCGGCACCAGCAGCAGCACCAGCAGCAGCAGCAGCUCCUCCAAAGCCCCAAGCCCAGCAGCCGCCAGUCAUCAUUGCGCCGUUGCUUCCUUCAACGCCAAGCACGACCGAGUUGAGCAAGCUGCCAACACUUCCAGUGGCAAAGGCGUUGACGUCAAGCCCUGCUCCUCAACUCACAAAGAAUGCUCAAGGCGGAGCAUCAUUGCCACCAAUCACCGUGGCCGCCGUGGGCGAGCAAACGUCAGUCAUGUGCCGAAUCUGCGAAAAGGAAAUCCAAGCAGCUGUGAUUGCCCAGCAUUCGCCACAGUGUGCUCGACUGCACAAGUGCAUCGAAACCCUCGAGUCGUGCGACGAAGAGCUCCUCACGAUUCACAGCACGCUCGAGCGGAGCAUGUACAAUCUCUCGCACCAGGCUCCUUCUUCGGGCGCUGUCAGCACAUCGGCACCUCGUUCGACCAAGGCAGAGAUCGAAAUGGUGGAACAGCUCCUCGGGUCGGUCAAGCAGCUGCUGGAGGUUGAAAGCAAGAAAGGGAUUGACAUUGACGAGGAAACGCAAAUCAUCCAGUCCAACAUUAACCGUCUCCCAGACUUGAACAACUUUUUGGCCAAGCACAAGCGCGACCUCCUGAGCAACUGCGAGAAGCGCUCCGACGCCAUCAUCACCAAGGGCGAGGUGCUGCAGAAAUACCACGCCAUUCUCUACGCCUUCCCUUCCAACCCUUCCGGAUCCUCGCCAGUGGCCGGUACUUCGACGAACGCCCGCGUAGGAGCACUGCCGAGCAUCAAGGAGUUCAACUUUCUCAAAACCAUCUCGCGAGGCUCGUUUGGACACGUGUACCUGGCCAAGAAGCGCGCAACCGGCGACUACUAUGCCAUCAAGGUGUUGAAAAAGAUGGAUCUCGUCCGCAAAAACCAAGUGGAAUACGUGCGACAUGAGCGUGACAUCCUCUCCAAGCUCAACAGCCCGUUCAUUAUCAAGCUCUACUACUGCUUCCAGACGGUCGACUUUCUCUACAUGGUCAUGGAGUAUGCGAACGGCGGCGACGUCUUCUCUUUGCUGCGCUCCGUCUCUUGCCUGGACGAGUCGUGGGCGCGAUUUUACGUGGCCGAGUUGGUGUUGGCCCUGGAGCACAUCCACGAAAUGGGCAUUGUUCACCGCGACAUCAAGCCCGACAAUUUGCUCAUCAACCGCGAUGGUCAUAUCAAGCUGGCUGAUUUCGGUCUUGCUCGGCACGGGCUCGAGUCGUGCCAUGCAAAGUCCGUGCUGGCCGCGCAAGCGCGGCAGCAGGCCAGGAACGGGCGCAAGGCAAGUGCUGAGCAUGCAGAUGGCGUCGUGGCCCACAAGCUUGGCCAGUCAGCGGCCACUUCUACCUCCAGCAUGACUUCUCUCGGUUCGCCGGCAGCACUCUCUUCGAGUGGGCUUUCCCCGAUUUCCUCGUCCUCGUCGUCAUCGUCGGAGCUGAACGUUUUUGCCGUCAACCGCUCUGGAAUGGUCGAAUCCACCAUCGAGGACGUGGGUAGGAUGUUUGAACAGCCUGGAUCAAUGGCAUCGGUGGCCAUCGCCGCGGCCGCGCGCGCCGUUGCCGAUCGCGGCAGCACCGCCAUCCCGCGCAGUGCGCUCGAGUCUGUCAUGCGUGCACAUUCGAUCGCCAUUCCUGAUGGGACCAAGGGCGAUUCGGCCGUGGCUACUGCGCUGUUGGACGUGCGCUCUGCCGCAGCCAAGGCUGCAGCGCUUCACCCAGGUCCUGAGGGUGGCUCUGCUGGCGGGCUGCGCGACCGAUUGUCUGUGCGACGAAGCAUCUACCAAGAGCACAUCUCGCGCGCCGCCCUGUUCAGCUAUGUCGGCACGACCGACUAUCUUGCACCAGAAGUCAUCCUGGGCUCGGGCCACGACACGGCAGUCGAUUGGUGGGCGCUGGGCGUGUGUCUGUUUGAGUUUAUCGUGGGUGUCCCGCCAUUCUACGAGCCAGUUCUCCAGGACACGUUUGAGAACAUUCUCGAGCGCCGCAUCGAGUGGCCAUCCGAGCUGUCGCCCGAAGCACUCGAUCUUGUCGACAAGCUGCUGCUCGUCAAUGUGGACAAUCGGCUGGGAUCGAAUGGCGCUGCCGAAAUCAAGGCCCACCCCUUCUUCCAUGGCAUCGACUGGAACAACCUUGCCAAAGCCGAAGCCUCCUUCAUUCCCCUUGUGCGCGACGCCGAGGACACGAACAACUUUGCUGGUGCACAUGCCGGUGCGGUCGGCGGGUCUAUGAUUGGCGGAAAGCCAGUUGUUCUCGCACCUGCCGUGCCUUAUGGGUUUGGCAUGCAGCAAGACGACGAGCCGGAAGACGGCCUCGAGGAGCUGACCGAGUUGACUGCCAAUCAGCAGACGCUUCUCUCAGACCCAGAGAACUUUGGCGGCUUUGCUUUCAAAAACCAUUCGUUGCUUCAAACAGUCAACCAAGACCUGGUCGAGCAGCAAAAGGCUGUCCUUCCCACGACGUCCAUUGCUGGCCCUCGCGCGGCCGCCGCAAAGCCUGCUGCUGCCAGUGAAUCCGUGAUCGAACGCGCUUUGACCGUCCUGGUUGCAGAAGAUAAUCCCGUCACGCAGCGCAUUGUUGAAGCACUUCUCAAGACAAUGGGCACAAACCCAGUCAAGGCGUUGGAUGGCAAGAUUGCAGUAGAAAAGGCCAAAGAGGUCAAAUUUGACAUUAUUUUUAUGGACAUCAUGAUGCCCGUGAUGGACGGUAUCGAGGCUGCUCGAAUUAUUCGUACGGAGGACAACCCCAACACCAAGACACCAAUCAUUGCUUUCACUGCCAUGGGCGAAUCCAUUCAAGAAUUCAGGUCGAAAGGGCUGGACGAUUUGCUACCAAAACCGUUCACCAAGACAGAGCUCUUUGGGAUGGUUCAAAAGUGGGGCAAGCCUUCCACCGCAUGAGCACAAGUACCCCCCUGUCAGGUUAUUUCGGCAUUUGUUUUUGUCAACCGUAUUUUUUGAGAGAUCGUUUUUUUUUUUGGCUUUCCACUUUUUUUUUUUCUUGGGUUUGUUUUCUGUUCACAACAAUAUUAACACUAUUGGAUUCGC